UUCUGCACAUUUGUCUUACUUACGUGCCUUUUAUUAAAUCAAUUAGGCGACAUCCAGUCUGAAUACGUGACUCCACUCGUUUUCCAUGACCUCUUUAUGAUAGUUCUGAUGGAUGUAAUUAAUAACAAACGUAUAGACGCGACCCCGAAGACGAACUCUGAGAAAAAUUAUGAUGGCUGUCGGACGCGGAGAUGUGAAAAUAUAACUUCUCAAGGAUGAAGACGACAUAGAGGAGCAUUUGGACACAGACGUCGAUGGCUGUGGGGGAAGUCAUUGUCUACAAAAGACGCCGCUCUCCCAUUGGCUCUUGAGCGAUCACGUGGUGAAUUUAGGACUCUCUCAAGAGGCAUUGAUUUCUGGGGGUGAACCUGCGCCGGCAUAGUUUGUGACUAUCACGCCACGGAUAUCAAAACAUCGCCGUCAAACGGCGUCUGACAAGGGCUGUAUAUCUUCCAGCAGCCACCAUAAACACGGAAUGGCUUAUCCGGCCAGUGAGACAUUCCAGGCCAAUUUCUCCCUUUCCGCGGGCAAAAAUGACUUCGCACUGGGAGUGAGUCCACCGGCCGGUAUGGACGGAUACUGGCUGCAACCUUUCCACGAUCUCAAACCGCGCGGGGACGCAGGGGGGUGGCACCUGCCCGGACUCUGUAUGCCAAAAGGCGAAGCCCACGCGGACGGUCUGCGGUUGGGCCCCCUGGGGUACCCCUGUCGGGAGGGCAAGGACAUGAACUUGACUGACACCCGUAGAAUCCUGCCCUCCACUUUCCACCCGUUUUACGAUGUCAGUGCAGGUGCUCAUCACCGGGACCAGAUCGCCAGAGCGCAGCUUCACAACACCGCCGCUUACGACUCCAAGUGUUGCCAGCCACAGAUGAACAACGUCUGCACCUACACCUCAGCUUCCACCGCCGACCGGACCGAACAGGUGAGCCAGGCCUGGGACGGACAGGGAUGCCAGCCGGCCGACGGACCACCGACGCCCGCCCAGGGCAACUCUUCUGGUGACGUGACUUCCAACUGGAUGAGCGCGAAGAGCACGCGGAAGAAGCGGUGCCCCUACACGAAGUACCAGACGCUGGAGUUAGAGAAGGAGUUCCUCUUCAACAUGUUCGUGACAAGAGAGCGGAGACAGGAGAUUGCCAGACAACUCAACCUCACGGAUAGGCAGGUGAAGAUUUGGUUCCAAAACCGUCGCAUGAAGAUGAAACGAAUGAAGCAGCGUGCCAUGCAGCAACUUAUGGAGGAGAAACAGCAGCAGCAGCAACAACAGCAUCCAACCCAGCAGCCGUCCCAACACUUACAACAAGUCCAGCCAAUUCCACAGCCAUGAUCGCAUAGCUACACUUGUUUUUGCUACGUCCAAUUGUCCAUUAUUGUAAUCAGAAUGUGCUGCUUGAUUUUGUACAUUGUAUACCACAUCGUCCAUAUCAUAAAUGCGUUGGAAAUUACAACAACAACUAGAAGAAGGUAUAUUACGAUUGAGCUAAUAUGUAGAACAAGGAGAUUGUAAGCCCGUGAAUUGUGGGAAAGACUGUAUGUUAAAUUCUUGACGAAUGUGCUACGGCACUUAUGUAGAAUGUAACAGUGUAAAAGAUGAAAGAAAAGAAGAAAAGACGUCUUCCUGUGCAACUUUUCAUUCCGUGAAUGUUUUAACAUAUGUACUGGAGAAGACGGGAUAGGUUAUGUUAUCUGUGAGGUGCUAAGUUUUGCUGUGUGCCCGUUGUGUGUAUACCUUGCUUGCCUGCGAAAAACGAAAAUCUUUGUCCAUAGAUAUAUCAUAAUAACUGCCAUGUGUAAAUAAGUUGAUAACCUAUAAUAUUCCAUUGCCUCAUACAGGUACCUACUUCAUUUU
Molecule: messenger RNA, 1852 nt
Organism: Branchiostoma floridae (Florida lancelet)
Lineage: Eukaryota; Metazoa; Chordata; Leptocardii; Amphioxiformes; Branchiostomatidae
Product: homeobox protein Hox-A9-like
Exons: 4
Coding region: 476-1330 (284 amino acids)
Biological process (GO): regulation of transcription by RNA polymerase II
Cellular component (GO): nucleus
Molecular function (GO): RNA polymerase II cis-regulatory region sequence-specific DNA binding; DNA-binding transcription factor activity, RNA polymerase II-specific
Source: RefSeq, a predicted model, not a curated record